AUGAGUGCACCAGCUGUUAUUAUUAUGCCUGUCCAGGCCAACGGUGCCGACAACACUCAACAAGACCAUACGAAGUUGGCUUCCGCGAUCCAGCAAACCCUCCAAGAAAACGGCCAUUCAAACGACCAUAACCAGAGAGGACCACUAAAGGAGCUCAUAGCACACCAAGACAGUCUUUACAAGUACAUUAAUUGGGAGGAUCCAGCCCGUACCCUCGGGUCAUACCUCGUUGCUCUAAGCAUCCUGAUUGGAACACACUACCUCCCUCUUACCCAGAUAGCGGUAAAAGGUGGAGCGGUUAUCUUUGGAGUAAUUUCUUUCGCUGAAUUCGUCAGCCGGAAAAUCGGCCCCAACACCUUUCUCUCUCGUCUUCGACCCAAGGAGUACAAAACAAUCCCCGAGCCCGUCCUCAAUGCCACAUUAAGGGAUAUUCAUGACUUUAUCCAGUAUGCUGUCGUUCAAGUGCAAAAGAUUGUCUUUGGACAAGACCUGGGCAAAACCUUUGCCGUUUUCCUCGGCUUCACCGCCUUGUUCUGGCUCAUGAAAGUUGCAACUCCGUUCUCGCUAGCCGUGCUGAGCCUGAGCUCGCUUUAUGUGGCACCCCUUAUCAACUCGUCUCAGGGACGGGCUAUGGCCCAGAAUGCAGCAGCCCAGGGUAAAGAAUUGGCUAGUGCGACCGCUGAGAAAGGAAACUUACUUGCUGAAGAUAGCAAAGCGAAGGCAAUGGAGUUAUCUUCCAAGGCCCGCGAGACCACUGGGGGUGUGCAACAGCGGGUUAAGGGCAUGGCUCAAAACGGAAAGCAAACUGUCAAUGAGCUUUCUAACCAGGCCAAUGAGCGUGCCGCAGAUGUAUCUCGUACCUUUGCUGAAAAUGGUGAAAACCUGAGGGAUAUAGGCGUCGAUGCCAUCCGCAAGGCUCCAAGCACCGCAGAGGGGAGUUCGGGUGACGCGGAGCAGUAUACUCAUCGAUCCGCCCCAAGCACCCUUGAUAGGGGCCAUGCUGAUUACAGCGACAACUCUGCUUGCAAAUUACCAAUGGAUACGGCCACCAAUAGGCUCGAUGCCAACGCCCCCACGAUGAACGAUAUCCUCGAUUUCUUGCCCGUCCCUACGCUUGUGGUCUCAUCGUCGUAUCGCAUACAGAGAGCCUCAACUGGCUUACUAGUGGCGUGGGGUCGCAGUCGUGAAAAGCUUAUCGAUCAAGACCUCUUUAUUGCUCUUUAUCAGGGCUCGCCGACCGAAAGAUUCGAUCGCAUUCCCUUCGUCCACGCCAUCGAGACGGCUAUUGCGGCUCGGAAUCUCCGUCUGUGCCAUGCGGCCUAUGUUGCGAACGGUAUUUCUUGGACUGCGCGCAUUACUCCUGUCCACAGAGAAGACGAACUGCAGUGCCUAAUCUUGGAAUGGGAGAAGGCCGUAACCCACACCACAGUUGCCGAUGGUGGAAUAACACAGAGCUGGCUGCCUACUGAUGACGCCUUCCGCAUCCUCGUCCAAGCUGUUAAGGAUUAUGCCAUCUUCCUACUCGAUGCCCGCGGAAAUAUAAUGACCUGGAAUACCGGAGCAGAGCUAAACAAGGGUUAUAAGAAGGAAGAAAUCAUCGGCAAGCACUUCUCAACUUUCUAUGGCAAGGAAGAUAUCCAGUCUAGGAAGCCCGAGAGAGAACUCGAGAUUUGCUUGCGUGAGGGCAGGGUGGAAGAUGAGGGCUGGCGCUACCGCAAGGAUGGCAGUAGGUUCUGGGCUAACGUGGUCAUCACGGCCAUCUACAAGGACGAUAUCCACGUUGGUUUCGGCAAGGUUACCCGAAACCUCACUGAGCGAAAAGAGGCAGAAUUGCGGCUGACUGCUGCUUACGAGGAGAGCGCAAAGUUGAAGAAUGACUUUCUAGCAAACAUGAGUCACGAGAUCCGUACCCCGAUGCAUGGUGUGCUCUCUGCUUGCUCCCUACUUCAAGACAGUCACCUAACGGAGGACCAGCGGGAAACAGCCAAUAUAAUCCAAGAGUCUGGCCAAGUCCUGCUGCGGAUUAUUAAUGAUAUCCUCGACUACUCUAAGAUUGCAGUAGGCAGUUUUCCGAUUCAGAAUGACAGGCUUAAUAUCGCAAAGGUGGUCACAUCGGUUGUGCGUACUAUGCAGACCACUGUACAACCGGGAGUAUCCCUGAGACUGAUCCUGUCACCAAACUUGCCAGAGUGGGCAGGAGGGGAUCCUUUGAGGUGCCGCCAAGUCGUUGAGAACAUUGUCAACAAUGCCGUAAAGUUUACCGAGAAGGGGUACAUUUUGGUGAGCGUAUCACUACUCGAGGAAAACACGGCUACUCAUACGAUCCUGACUGAGGUCUGUGACACUGGACAUGGUGUGACAGAGGAUGACGCAGGGAAACUGUUCAUGCCGUUCACGCAACUUGAUACUACAUAUCAGAAACGUCGCCCAGGGACUGGACUCGGAUUAUCCAUCGCAAAAUCACUCACUGAGCUAUUGGGUGGGAGUAUUGGAUACAAACCUAACCCAGAACGGCUGGGCAGUAUCUUUUGGUUCUCGUUCAAGCUUAAGAAGUUCAACGGCCUUCAGCAGGCCCAAAGUGUCGGCGCUCUGUCAGAUUCUUGCAGCGAACUGCCGCAACAGGUGGUUUCAUAUGGCGAGGAUCUUGCAGCGCAGCUGACACAGUUGGCGAAGAUCUCACGGACGAAGCGGAUCCUUGCCGCCGAGGACAAUAUCAUCAACCAAAAAGUCCUGGUCGGAAUGCUGCAUGGAUUUGGAUUCCAGCACAUCACCGUUGUCUCGGACGGUGCCCAGGCCGUCUCAUCACUGUCUGCGGCGGCCGAUGCCUUUGACUUAAUACUCAUGGAUAUCAGUAUGCCGGUCAUGAAUGGUUAUGAGGCGACGGUUCAGAUGCGAAAUAGUGGCGUAUGUCUACCUAUAAUCGCCAUGACCGCAUAUGCGCUAAAAGGAGAUAUGGAGCGCUGUUUGGAAAAAGGCAUGAAUGACUACAUCACAAAACCAAUGAAUAGACAACUACUCAUGAAGAAGUUGCUGAAGUGGCUUAUAUGUCCGGGCGAUAUACUACAGGCUAUCACUCCCGUUGUAGAGCGGUAG
Molecule: messenger RNA, 3093 nt
Organism: Fusarium sp. VM40
Lineage: Eukaryota; Fungi; Ascomycota; Sordariomycetes; Hypocreales; Nectriaceae
Source: the annotation of a GenBank genome assembly